CCUGAUGAUCAGUUGUUCCCGAGUCACAUGAAAGAUUUGUUCAAGAACGACCCAUCACUUCUCUGGCUCAAGUUAAGGGCUAUUGGGGAUCAACGUAUUUCUUGAAAAGAUCCGGCUCAAUUCGUUCAUGAAUCGGACGUCGCAGGUGUAGCCUAUCAUCACUACCGUCUCACGAUUCGGAUUGUAUUUCCAACUUUGCAGUGUACUUUGGCCUACCCAGCAUGCUGCUGCAGCGGCCGUACAGCCUCGAUGUGUCAGCGCCGCUCCUGCGGACUCAAGCCUUCAUAGAUGGGCGCUGGGUCUCCGCUGCAUCCACAUUCCCCGUGUUAGAUCCAGCCACGGGAGAAGAGAUCACCAAAGUGUCAGACUGCGGUACAAAGGAAGCUCAAGACGCUGUCAAUGCUGCAUACAAAGCCUUUCACCUGUGGAAGAAUCACACAGGCAAGGAAAGAAGUGUUUUAUUACGAAAAUGGUUUGAUCUGAUCAAUCAGCACAAGGAAGAUCUUGCCAAGUUGAUCACAGCAGAGUGUGGGAAGCCCAUGAAGGAGUCCAUUGGUGAGAUGACAUACUCUGCCUCCUUUCUGGAGUGGUUUUCUGAAGAGGCCAGACGUGUGUAUGGAGACAUUGUCACACCUCCAGCCAAUGACCGCAAGAUCCUGAUACUCAAGCAGCCAGUGGGAGUGGCUUCCAUCAUUACACCUUGGAAUUUCCCCAGUGCCAUGAUCACCAGGAAGGUGGGUGCAGCGCUUGCGGUGGGCUGCACUGUGGUGGUGAAGCCGGCUGAGGAUACGCCUCUCUCUGCUCUGGCCCUGGCUGAGUUGUCGGUUCAGGCUGGCAUUCCUCCUGGGGUGUUGAAUGUGGUGCCCUGCUCAAGAGCAAAGGCCCCUGCUAUAGGGGAGCUGCUUUGCACAGACCCUCUAGUGGCCAAAAUCUCAUUUACUGGCUCCACAGCCACUGGCAAGAUACUACUAAGACACGCUGCAGGAACUGUCAAAAGGGUCUCCAUGGAACUGGGAGGACACGCCCCAUUUAUUGUGUUUGACAGUGCUGAUGUAGAUAAAGCCGUUACAGGAGCAAUGGUUUCCAAAUUCAGGAACACAGGCCAGACCUGUGUGGGCUCCAACCGCUUUUUGGUGCAGAGUGGGAUCCACGAUGCUUUCAUGGAGAAGCUGGCGAAGGCGAUGGAUGCCGAACUGAAGCUUGGCCAUGGCUCAGAGCCCACCACCACACAGGGGCCGCUCAUCAACACUCGCGCUGCAGAGAAGGUGGAGAACCAGAUUGCAGAUGCUGUGGCACAGGGAGCAGUCAUAGUUCGAGGUGGGAAGAGACUGGAGGGCUCCUUCAUACAGCCCACCCUGCUUUCCAAUGUCAGCAAUAACAUGCUCUGCAUGCAAGAGGAGACGUUUGGACCACUUAUUCCUGUUGUUAAGUUCAACACAGAACAGGAGGCACUUGCCAUUGCCAAUGCUUCUUCUGUUGGUUUAGCAGGUUACUUUUACUCCAGAGACAUCAGUCAGAUCUGGCGGGUGGCUGAGCAGAUGGAGGUGGGCAUGGUUGGGAUCAAUGAAGGUCUGAUCUCCACCACAGAAGCCCCUUUUGGAGGAAUCAAACAGUCUGGAAUGGGCAGAGAAGGAUCCAAAUAUGGCAUUGAUGAGUAUCUAGAAAUAAAGUACAUGUGUUUGGGGGGACUCUCUCUUUAAAGACAAUGCUUACUAGCAGGCAGUAUGGCAUAAUUCAAACAAGACCAUUAUAAAGACAUUAAUUUACAAAACACUGUGAAAUAUUCUCUCUUUUAAGCAGAUGUAAAUGAAUAAUGAUUAUACAGAGACAUUUGUUAGGAUAUUUUAGGUAGUGUUUUAGAUACAAAUUGUCCACUUUGAGAUUCCGUCCAUCAUAACUGAUUGAUGUAACCUAGUUGCUCUGAAAUAAGAUUGGCUUACACAAAAAAAAUACUUUUGUGUCAUUAUGUAAAAUGAGAAAAAGUUUCUUUUUUUUAGAUUGAAAAGACAAAUUUUAAGACA
Molecule: messenger RNA, 2021 nt
Organism: Labeo rohita (rohu)
Lineage: Eukaryota; Metazoa; Chordata; Actinopteri; Cypriniformes; Cyprinidae
Gene: aldh5a1
Product: aldehyde dehydrogenase 5 family, member A1 (succinate-semialdehyde dehydrogenase)
Exons: 11
Coding region: 222-1700 (492 amino acids)
Biological process (GO): GABA catabolic process
Molecular function (GO): succinate-semialdehyde dehydrogenase (NAD+) activity
Source: RefSeq, a predicted model, not a curated record